This is a messenger RNA of Scomber japonicus (chub mackerel), 792 nucleotides long. RefSeq names its product E3 ubiquitin/ISG15 ligase TRIM25-like. Gene Ontology annotation, molecular function: zinc ion binding. NCBI's taxonomy places the organism in Eukaryota, Metazoa, Chordata, Actinopteri, Scombriformes, Scombridae. The coding region runs from base 1 to 792 and encodes 263 amino acids. The transcript is spliced from 2 exons. The record is from RefSeq and is a predicted model, not a curated record.
AUGGCGCAGAGAGAUCAGCUGGACCAAGAAACCUUCUCUUGUUCGAUCUGUCUGGAUCUACUGAAGGAUCCGGUGACUACUACCUGUGGACACAGCUACUGUAUGAGCUGCAUUAAAUCACACUGGGACGGAGAGGGUCAGAGGAAGAUCUACAGAUGCCCUCAGUGCAGACAGACCUUCAGACCGAGGCCUGUCCUGAAGAAAAACACCAUGUUAGCAGCUUUAGUGGAGCAGCUGAAGAAGACUGGACUCCAAGCUGCUCCUGCUGAUCACUGCUAUGCUGGACCUGAAGAUGUGGCCUGUGAUGUCUGCACUGGGAGGAAGGUGAAAGCCUUCAAGUCCUGUCUGACGUGUCUGAUGUCUUACUGUGAGAAUCACCUCCAGUCUCACUUUGAAUCAACCAAAUUAAAGAAACACAAGCUGGUGGAGCCCUCAGAGAAGCUCCAGGAGAACAUCUGCUCUCAACAUGAUGAGGUGAUGAAGAUAUUCUGCCGUACAGAUAAGAAGUGUAUCUGUUAUCUGUGCACUAUGGAGGAUCAUAAAGGCCACGACACAGUCCCAGCUGCAGCAGAAAGGACUGAGAGGCAGAGAGAGCUCGAGGUGAGUCGACUAAACAUCCAGCAGAGAAUCCAGGACAGAGAGAAAGAUGUGAAGCUGCUUCAACAGGAGUUUAAGGGUGAUGUCAUCGGUUCUGCUCCAAUAGCGUGGAGGCAUGCGACUUGUCACGGCCUGACGGGACGACUGAAUGAAUGUUUGAACAGCGCCGGUAGCAUGAAAUCCCGACAUGUGUGA